Messenger RNA from Patiria miniata (bat star), 2675 nucleotides. RefSeq names its product UDP-N-acetylglucosamine/UDP-glucose/GDP-mannose transporter-like. Gene Ontology annotation, molecular function: GDP-fucose transmembrane transporter activity; antiporter activity. The transcript has 12 exons. Gene Ontology annotation, cellular component: Golgi apparatus. NCBI's taxonomy places the organism in Eukaryota, Metazoa, Echinodermata, Asteroidea, Valvatida, Asterinidae. The record is from RefSeq and is a predicted model, not a curated record. Bases 63 to 1088 code for a protein of 341 amino acids.
UCUUGCUCUCUUGUUCGACGUGUAACGUAAACACGCCGCACACGCGAUUGAGAGUCAACAAGAUGGCGGAACGAACGAUGUCAGAUCACAGCAGGCACACAAGAAUUGUUCGUAUUUUGUCUGCCCUCUUCUACGGAUUGACAUCAUUUACACUUGUUAUGGUAAACAAGAGUGUUCUGACGAAUUACAAAUUCCCAUCUUUCCAGUUCCUUGGUGUCGGACAGAUGGUCACUACAAUUCUGGUGUUAUACGUGGGUAAAAAGCUGCGCAUUGUGAGCUUCCCGGACUGGAGCAGACAGAUUAUCACAAAGAUAUGGCCUCUGCCGUUAGUCUACAUGGGCAAUCUGUGUUUUGGCCUCGGAAGCACGAAGAGAUUAAAUUUACCAAUGUUCACAGUGCUUAGGCGAUUCUCUAUUCUAUUUACAAUGAUAGGAGAAUACAUCGUUUUAGGACAUAAAGCUUCUCUGAAGGUACAGAUAGUGGUCUGCGUGAUGAUACUGGGUGCAUUUGUUGCAGCAAGUGGCGAUUUGGCGUUUGAUGCCUUAGGUUAUUUCUACAUUCUUAUGAAUGACUUUUUCACAGCUGCCAACGGGGUAUUCAUCAAGAAAAAGCUAGAAUCCAAGGAUUUGGGAAAGUACGGACUUUUGUAUUACAAUGCCCUCUUCAUGAUAGUUCCUGCUCUCUUCGUGUGCUACUCCUCCGGCGAUAUUGAGAAAGUCUGGGCGUUUCCUUUAUGGAACGAUCCCACAUUUAUUGUACAGUUUGUAUUGUCUUCCAUAAUAGGGUUUAUAUUAAUUUAUUCAGUGGUGCUCUGCACAGCGCACAACUCGCCUCUGACAACGACGUUUGUGGGCUGUCUCAAGAAUAUAAUGAUAACCUACAUUGGUAUAUUUUUUGGAGGGGACUAUAUAUUCAGUGUGGUCAACUUCGUCGGCCUCAACAUGAGUGUUGCAGGGAGUGUAGUCUACUCCUAUUUCACCUUCACGGAAAACCAAAAGCCUGCGAUGACCUCAUCGCCAGAGUCAGCGGCUGAUAAAAAGACUAACGGCAAGGGUCACUGGAAUAGGAUGAAACAAGCUUUAAUUUGAUGGGUGUGUCAAACACCUUGGAGAGUUGUGAGUAUUUUUAAUAAUUUUUGGAAGUAUGCCUAAUUAUCACUGAGGUCUAUGGGAGUCGAUUUACAGGUCUGCACCCGGAAGAUGCCAUGUGUCUGAAUCUCUGGCGCCCUCUGUUGUUAUAAACAAGACAGUUUAACCCUCCGAUCAAACUUCAAUCUUUUCAAAGCCAGCUGAAGGGAAAUAUUGAAACUUUCCUUUAUUUUUCAGUUUCCAAGAAACUGGAUUCCAAAAACAAAAAAACACUUUCUUCAUAUUCACACACAAGUCGUGUCAUUUUUGACUGCCAGAAUCUGUCGAUGGAGGGCGCUUGAGCAUUGGAUUCGCUUGUGUCUACCACUUUAUCCAAGGUACUGGUGACAGCUUAUCUUUUUUUUAUUCAAGGAAAUGCAAAGGAUUGUGGGUACUUUAACACCAUGGUCUAUGGAUGUAUAUUCCUGCUGCUGAAUAUACGGCAUAUUUAAAUAUUCGAUCAUCCAACGAAAGUGCUCUUUGCCAAAUUUGAAUAUUCCAAAAAAUGUGAGCGUAGAGCCAUGGUCUAUGAUAUAUGUGAGCAGAUUUGCUGAUUAAUUAUGCAAGACCACCUCUUGACCUCUAGAUUUUGACCAAUCAGGGGGCGCUUUCUAUAUCGGGUCUUCGGUCAUUCACUCGUUAUGGCGUCAUAGACAUGGAUAAAAAAAAAACCCAGACACAGCAAACAAAGGCUGUGGUCACGCGCUGUGUAUUAUGUUAUGCAAUACGCGCCAAGCUUGUCUAGGUUAUCUACGCUCGGCCAUUGUAAUACAAAACACUGCUUCGAAUUGACCAAGCAAACAUUUUGUCCUGAUUUGGGAACGAAAUGACGUCACGAUUUAGUAAAGUCGACUCCGAUUGGUUGAGGCGCGGGAUCGCAUAAAUCUGCAUGCUUAGAUAUAUCAGACGUUGGACCGGAGACUGGGCUCCAUGGAUAACGGGUGAUACUCUGACUAAUUUCACUCUACACCAGAAAACAAAAGUCUAGCCAACGAGGGUGCUAAGAGUUCACCAGCACCUCUGGAUAAGGCCAUGGGUACAAGUGAAGCACAUGACUAGAACAUGACGUCAGUAUUCAGAAUUUUUGGGCAAUAUUCAAUGGAAAUGUUCAUUUGUGAGCUGCAAAUUAAUGGCUUGUAGAAUGGUGUAUUCCAAGCAACUAACACUUCAUUUUGUAGCAGUGUUUUAGAUAAACCCUGAAUGAGGCGUAUUUAUGACGCACAAGCUUGGUAGAGGGGGCCAGUCACAUUAACAUUGUUGUCCAAUGGUUUUCAAUUUUUGUCACUACUUGGGAACCUACAGUAUAUCCUCCAAAAAUUGUCCGUCUAACUAUUUUUGAAAUAACUACUUAACCAUUUAGCAGCCCUUUUUACAACAUGAAGGAACAGCACUGAAAUUCAUUAAGGCAACCUUGGUCUGAGCGUCCAGUAAUAAUGUUGCUGCGAUCAAUUGACUUUUUGUGGUAAUACGUGACUGAAAUUAAAUGAAACUCGUAGGGCAAAGUCGACUAGUUACUACAGAAAAACUAGGUGAAUAUACAGGGUGGAU